Messenger RNA from Drosophila mauritiana, 5579 nucleotides. RefSeq names its product collagen alpha chain CG42342. The transcript has 15 exons. NCBI's taxonomy places the organism in Eukaryota, Metazoa, Arthropoda, Insecta, Diptera, Drosophilidae. The record is from RefSeq and is a predicted model, not a curated record. Bases 852 to 2918 code for a protein of 688 amino acids.
GCGUGUCGGAGUAAAAAUUCGGGAAUUCGUGAAAAUUCGCAUUUGUGAGGGUCGCGGGCUCCUAUCCUCCGGGCGUGUGUUUUUACCCCGCACCUUUCCGUUGUCCUUUACAUAAGGAUAAGCGGGCGAUAGAGGAAAGUAGAGAAAAGAAGAAGCAGAAUGUUUUGAGCAACAAAAACAACUUCAGUGUGUUGAAUGUGUGCCAAGUGCAAGGAGUUGUAAUUUAUAGUUGCCGAAAUUAAAUUAUGUUAAGUGCCCCAAAUCAGUAAAAGAAGGUGCAGUGAAAAGGAAGCGGCACGAAACAGCAAGCGUGGAAGAGGCAAACAUAAAGAGUUAGCGGAGCGCAAAAAGUGGAAAAAGAGUAUGUAGAAAAGUGAACGCAGAGCUAAAUAAGUUGCAAUGUGAAGAGCCCUGAAAGGACAAGUGCGAACCGAGGAACAGGACUUGUCGACGACUGGCAGGACCAGCUGCCACAGCAGCGAUUGACAGGACAAAAACAAAGCCCAACUAGCUGAGAGGACUUCCCGCUCGAGUGGCACGAGCAGCAAAAGUUUAGCGUUGUUUUUCCGUUCCAUGGCCCCCAGAAAACUGCAGCAGCAACGGGGCGCAAUGUUCUGGCCAACUACCGCAGUCGAAGAAUAGAAAAUCACUCGAAGGCCUUGCCCAAAUAAAAAGAGUAAAAAAACAAGUAGAGACGAAAAUAAACAAGAAAAAAAAAGGAUAACCACUGCGGUGCAGCAUAUGUGCUAUCGCUGUGCUUUUUUUCUGUGAUGCCACAAGGACACUUCAAGUGACAGCAACAUACGCGAGUUUUUCGUUCGUGGAGAGCCUUCCAACUAAGACGCAGCAGUAUGCGCAAACACAAAGCGCCGCCCAGCGGCAGUCCAAGGACAAUGGCCCAGGACAAUUCGCAAUCGGAGCCAUCGGGUGGCAACGGAGAAUCACCCGCAGCAACAGCAGCAGCGGCCGCAUCCGUGGAAGCCCCACAGCAGAGCCUGCUACUGGGCCACAAUGCAGCGGAUGCCUCCGCAGCAGCAGUAGCUAGUCGCCUGGCCCCGCCCCCCUGUCAGCAUCCCAUUAACAACAGCAACAACAACAGCAACAGCAGCAACAACAGCUGCAACAGCAGCAGCAGCAAGGAGCGACCUCGCCCCACAGUCCGGUUCAUAUCCCUGCUGCACGUGGCCAGCUACGUGCUGUGCCUGUGCGCCUUCAGCUUCGCCCUCUACGGCAAUGUGCGGCAGACGCGGCUGGAGCAACGGAUGCAGCGCCUCCAACAGCUGGACGCCCGCAUCGUGGAGCUGGAGCUGCGACUGGAGCAGCAGCAGCUGCUCCACUGGCCCGCCGAACAGACCCAGGUCCUGGCCAGCCAUCCCAGCGACAGAGACAGUGGCAACAGCAACAACGGCAGCCAGCACCUCGAGUUGCACGUGCGACGGGAGCUACACCGCCUGCGACGGGAUGUGUCGCAUCUGCAGCUCACGAGACGCCAGCAGCGACGCCAGGCAGCAGAGGCGGCGGCAGCAGCGGCCAGCGGAGAGGGAGGAUCUGGAGGUGGGCAGUGCCAGUGUCAGCCAGGUCCUCCAGGUCCGCCCGGUCCACCGGGAAAACGAGGGAAGCGCGGCAAGAAAGGAGAUAGCGGCGAGAAGGGCGAUCCGGGCCUGAAUGGCAUCAGUGGGGAGAAGGGCGCGGCGGGCAAGCCCGGAGACAAGGGCCAGAAGGGCGAUGUCGGCCACCCCGGCAUGGAUGUUUUCCAAACCGUGAAGGGUCUGAAGAGAUCGGUGACAACGCUGCAUGGCGGCACGCUGGGCUAUGCGGAGAUAGUUGCUGUUAAGGACUUGCAAGAAGCAGGCGUCAAUGUAUCCGCUUCCACAGUCAUACAGCUGAAGGGAGAGCCCGGUGAGCCGGGUCCGCCAGGACCUCCGGGCGAAGCGGGCCAGCCGGGUGUGCCGGGCGAGCGAGGACCACCAGGCGAAACCGGAGCGCAAGGACCGCAGGGCGAGGCCGGACAGCCAGGAGUCGCAGGACCGCCCGGCGUGGCCGGUGCACCUGGCACGAAGGGCGACAAGGGCGAUCGAGGCGAUCGUGGACUAACCACAACCAUCAAGGGUGACGAGUUCCCCACUGGCAUCAUCGAGGGUCCGCCGGGACCAGCGGGACCACCUGGUCCGCCUGGAGAACCGGGAGCUCGAGGAGAACCGGGACCCAUUGGACCAGCAGGACCUCCCGGCGAGAAAGGACCGCGCGGCAAGCGAGGCAAGCGGAUAUUCGGACCCGGAGGCACCAAAAUAGACGAAGACUACGAUGAUCCGCCGGUGACACUGUUGCGAGGUCCACCUGGACCGCCAGGAAUCGCUGGAAAGGAUGGACGCGAUGGACGGGACGGCAGUAAGGGAGAACCUGGUGAGCCAGGAGAGCCCGGAUCUUUGGGUCCACGAGGAUUGGACGGACUGCCCGGUGAGCCGGGCAUCGAAGGACCACCGGGACUGCCGGGAUACCAGGGUCCACCAGGAGAAAAGGGAGAUCGCGGUGAUAUUGGCCCACCUGGAUUGAUGGGUCCCCCGGGCUUACCAGGUCCUCCAGGUUACCCUGGCGUCAAGGGGGACAAGGGCGAUCGUGGUGACUCGUACCGCAAAAUGCGUCGUCGCCAGGAUGACGGGAUGUCCGAUGCCCCCCACAUGCCCACCAUCGAAUAUUUAUAUGGCCCCCCGGGACCUCCAGGACCGAUGGGUCCGCCAGGACACACCGGCAGUCAGGGAGAACGCGGCUUAGACGGUCGCAAGGGGGAUGCGGGUGAAAAGGGACACAAGGGAGAUCAGGGACCUAUGGGACUGCCGGGUCCGAUGGGCAUGAGAGGCGAGUCAGGACCUUCUGGGCCCUCUGGAAAGGCUGGCAUACCGGUGUGGGGCGACUACUAAUACUAGUUAAAAGGCAGUCCCUAUUAAAAAAUAUAACCAGCACUCAUUGCGCCAAAGUCGAAAUGAAAUGCGACUUGAAAUAAAACCAUUCGAAACUCACGCACACGCACACCCACACCAAAACACACUCAUACACUCACACACAAACGAACAGAAAGUCCUUAAGAUGAAAAACUCAAUUUAAUCAAAGCAAAACAAUGUUCAAAGUUAAGAGGCCGCGCAACGCUUGUCAAAUGUGCUCAGUUAACGUCUAUGCAUAGAUAUAUAUAAAUUUGUAUAUGACAGGCGUACUACUAUAUGUAUAUCAAUUUGUACAAAACGCACCCAUGUACAGAAAAUAAAAUUCGAAAUAGCAGCAUGUCAGUGCCGAGUAAGCAAAUCAAUUAGUUGCACAAGGCAAAGAACCGAAACCGAACGAGCCCCCUCCACUCAAGCCGCAUGAGAAAAAAAUUAAUAUUCAUAUCAUUUAAAAUGCCCCAAGAGUCAAAUAAGUAUUUAUGUAUACAAUCAAAUAGCGCAAACAAACGUGUGUCUACAGAAGCGUAUUUACAAACAUCAAUCAAUCGAAUCAACUAACACACACUUUGAACCCAAACCCACACUAGCAUGCACACUCACUCCCACUUACACUGCAACCAACACACACACACAUCAAACAGUUGUACAACAAGCCAACUAACAAAUAUGCAAUGCAAAUAUUUUAAUUGCAUUUCAUUCGCCGCCGUUCUAUGCGAAGCAAUUGCAGCAGGAGCAGGAAAGCCGCUUGAAAAUGCAUAAAUCAUACGCACCGUGGUACGUGAAAAUAUCAUGCGAUGGGAUGUAUUGAAUUUCAAGUGCUUCCCCGAGUGCAAAGCAAUAAUUUCUGGAUUAUUACGAAGCCAAGUCGCAAUCAUCGGCAAUUAGCCAUAAGUGACUUAAUUAUUUGCUUAAUCAGAUUAUUCUUAACAAUUGAACGGAAUGAGUACUUGCCACUUAUGCUGCGUCUGCUCCUGCUGCAUUUUGCAUUGUCUUAGGUGCCGUCCAUGGGCUAUGUCUGAAUAUUCGAAUAUAACUCGUUCAUACAAAGCAUUAUUGCCAAAGCUUCAAUGUGAAACACAAGGCUAAGGGCAGAUAAAUCCCAUAAGUGUGUGUUUAAAUAAGGAAUUGUGCUAAUUAAAGGUGUCGAAACAAAAGAAUUGUAAGAUAUUUUCAUUCAGAACUCUCUUGAUGUCUACAAUUAAUAAGUACAGGCACACCAAAUCCACAUAAAAGAGGUUUAUACAUACACGGCAACGUACUCUAAUAUCGAUAACAAAGAGCUAUCCAAACCAAUUGUGCAUAUUUUUCAGUGUUAAUGAAUACAACUUCAAUAAACAAGCAAAUGUGCAGAAACUAGUUAGUCGAAAGAUGAAUUCUAUAGUCGAUAGCUGAUGCUUUUCAAUUGAGAACCAAGCUUGAAGAAGCUUCGAAGCUUUAGAUUCUCUCCUGAAAUGCGAAAUAAAAAACAAUAAAUACAUAAUCUUACCACAAGUAUGUAUCCUAUUGGUUUCAUGGACAUCUCAAACAAUGUAACGCAAAACAAUUCUAUUUAUACAACAACAAAAAUGAAUGCAUAAAUUAAAAUUUACGAGUAACUGCAGCAUUUUCAAUUUCAACGCUCAAACUAGGCAAAGGACGAAUAAAACGCCCUGAAAAUCAAACAUAAUCAAUGCAAAUGAAAUAAUGCCAUGGAAAUAUGAUAAUAAAAGUAUAUAUACGAGUAUAUAUACUGCCAUUUGACGGCCUCAGCCCUGCAUAUUUUCGCAUAAAUGUUGAAUGCGAAUUAUCGAAUAUGAAAAUGGCAAAUGGAAAUGUUUGCAGCUUUAAUGUUUACUCAAACGGCAAACGGCAUCGAAAAUCAGAAAGAAUAUGUCAAUUUGUUUUCAAUUAGAUGUGUCUCGUUGUUGUAAUAAUCCCAAAUGGAAAACAAAAUACACAGGCAAAUUGCAUGUCAAUUUUCAUUUAAUCCACUAAAUGUCAAACAACCCCAAAUGUGUACAUAAGCGGUAACGGUAAAGAACGUAACUUAAUCGUAAUUAAUUAAUAAUUUUUUCUAUCCCUUUUGACCUCUCAACGUGUUUACUUGCAUCUAGCUCUCUCUUUAUAUAGAUACUUGACAUCUGUACUAUCUCUAGAUUCUCUCACUUAAUAACUACGAACUCAACUUUCUCGAUCAAUAGGCUAGAAUAAUGAAUUGUGUUUUUGCGAUUAAAACCUAACAUUAACUCAAUAAAUAUCUAUAUCGUAUAUGGGUAGACGAACGAAAGGUUAAACCCCAAAUAAGCCGCUAAUUUUAAGUGUACAUUUGUUAAUUACCCAAUAAACAUGAGGAGUUUGCAAACGAACAAAAAAUAUACAAAUAAAUAUAUAUUUACGUGUAUUUAUGUCUAUAUUCAUGCAUAUACCAAAAUGUCGAUGUUCGAGUGCAUUAUCCCAGAACAAACACAAAAUGAAAUAUUUUUAUCCGUGCUGCUGCAUUUCAAAUGUAUGAUUCGAAUAAAAUUGAAACGAAUGUGAAUUCUGGCAUGUGCGAACGUUCGAUGGAAUGACUAGAAUGACCGAAUUGUAAAAUGGCUAAACGAAACUAACAUAAUUUUCGAAUUAAUUAUGCAUUUCCAAUAAAGUGAUGGUUUUUUACUAAAA